This is a messenger RNA of Onychostruthus taczanowskii (white-rumped snowfinch), 3911 nucleotides long. RefSeq names its product translocation associated membrane protein 2 (gene TRAM2). The transcript is spliced from 11 exons. Lineage: Eukaryota; Metazoa; Chordata; Aves; Passeriformes; Passeridae. Gene Ontology annotation, biological process: SRP-dependent cotranslational protein targeting to membrane, translocation; protein insertion into ER membrane. The coding region runs from base 79 to 1212 and encodes 377 amino acids. The record is from RefSeq and is a predicted model, not a curated record. Gene Ontology annotation, cellular component: endoplasmic reticulum membrane.
CGCCUGCGCGGGGCCAUCGCGGCGCUCCGCGAAGUUCCGCGGGGCCCGGGGAAGUUUGGGCUCGGCUCGGCCCCGGCCAUGGCCUUCCGCCGGCGGGCCAAGAGCCACCCGCUCUUCAGCCAGGAGUUCCUCAUCCACAACCACGCCGACAUCGGCUUCUGCCUGGUGCUCAGCGUCCUCAUCGCCCUCAUGUUCGAGGUCACAGCCAAGACUGCCUUCCUGUUCAUCUUACCUCAAUAUAAUGUUAGUGUGCCUACAGCAGAUGGGGAGCUGGUCCAGUAUCACUAUGGGCUGAAGGAUCUGGUCACCAUCCUCUUCUACAUCUUCAUCGCCAUCAUCCUGCACGCGGUGGUGCAGGAAUACGCCCUGGACAAAAUCAACAGGCGUCUGCAUCUGUCCAAGGUCAAACACAGCAAGUUCAAUGAGUCAGGGCAGCUGGUUGCCUUCCACCUCACCUCUGUCAUCUGGUGCUUGUAUGUCGUGGUGACGGAAGGAUACAUUUCAAACCCCCGGAGUCUGUGGGAAAACUACCCGCAUGUUUAUCUGCCGUACCAGGUGAAGUUUUUCUACCUGUGCCAGCUGGCGUACUGGCUGCACGCCCUGCCUGAGCUCUACUUCCAAAAAGUCCGCAAGGAAGAGAUCCCCCGGCAGCUGCGCUGCAUCGCGCUCUACCUGCUGCACAUCGCCGGCGCCUACCUGCUCAAUUUAACCCGCUUGGGGCUGAUCCUCUUGCUGUUGCAGUACUUGGCCGAGUUCUUUUUCCACAUGGCGCGGCUGGUUUACUUCACGGAUGAGAACAAUGAGAAGCUGUUUAACAUCUGGGCUGUGGUGUUCGUGGUCACCAGGCUCUUCACCCUCACCUUGUACAUCCUGGUCAUCGGCUUCGGGCUGCCGCGUGUAGAGAGCCAGGCCCUGGACCCUGACAGAGGGAACUUCUUCAGCUUCCUCUUCAACAAUAUUCUCUUCAGAAUGAGUGUGCUGCUGUUGGUGUGCCUCUUCCAGGCCUCGGUGAUGUGGCGCUUCAUCCACUUCCAGCUGCGGCGCUGGAGGGAGUACUGGAACGAGCAGAGCAGUCGGAAGCGAGCCGCCGCCGCCGCUGGCACCAAGCAGCAAACCAAGCUGCUCAAGAGGGACUCGGGUUACCAUGAAAACGGAGUGGUGAAAGCAGAGAACGGAACCUCACCUCGCACCAAGAAGCUCAAGUCUCCGUAGAAGCCAAGAGUUGUCUGCUGGGGAGGAGGGCGAGAUACCAGGACUGAGCAGCCCCUCCUCCUGCUCCUCUCGAGCGGCGUCUUGAAAGGCUCGGAAUCAUCUUCCCAAGGUGUCUCUCGCUCUCCUCCCUUCCUUUCUUGCUCUCGUGAACCGUUUGCAAUAAAACCAAAAAGUCCCCAUUCCCCUUCUCCCAUCCCCCUCAUAGGAACCUUCUCCAGCCCUCCUGGUUUUGCCUUCCUCUGAUCGUAAACCAGCGUGCAAUUUUUUUUUUUCCUUUUCUAUUUUAGUGUUCGGUUAUUUUGGUUAAAUGGUUACAAAUGUAUCACAGAUGGUUCCAAACAAUCCUUUUUUCUCCUACAGCAUGUUCCUCCCCUCUCUUCAUGGUGCUUCCCUGAGCCCCUGGGACAGGGCCACGACAGCUUGAAGGCACCAAAUGUGUGUUAUGGGAUCAGAUUCCUGGGGGAAUGUGCUGGGGCUGUGAGAUCUGAGGCUCAGGGGUGCUCUCAGGUGAGAUGGGGCACAACUGGCCAGCACUCGGCAGGAUGGUGAUGCUGCAAAGAGAGACCAGGGUCUGAUGGAGGAAGCUCAACCCUGUCUUGUCUCCUGGUGGACCUCUGGGGUUUUCUGAGCCCUGCUUUUGAAAAACAUCAAGAGCAGGGCAGCAGAGAAAGGAAAGAACUUCCCUCUUCAUAUAGAAGGUCCACCUCCUAGCCUCUGCUUGCCCCAGCUGGGUUUCUCUUGGCUGCCCCGUGGUUGUUCUGGGCCUCCUAGCCCCAAGAGCUGGCCCCAGGGCUCUGCAGCUCUCAGUGUUUUGUUAAGGGGCAGGAGCAUCCUCAGUUCCACAUGAAUCCUGCCCUGCUCUGAGUGUUGGCCUGGCUCUUGUCAGCCCAGCCCUUUGCCAGCUUGUCUGUGCCUCGUGGACCUGGUGUUCUUGUUGCUCAUGACCACAUCCAGGUGACAAACUGCACCUGGGUUGCUGCAGAGUUUUUGCAUCAGUGGGACUGUGCCCCUCGUGCUGUCACCUCAGCCUUCCUCAUCCCUACCAUACCAGUCCAGCCAUGCCAUUGGCAGCCACCAGCUUCACUCUUUGUUUCCGAAGGAUACAGUGCUUGUAUCCACCCAAGGUGCUAUCAAAUCCAGGGUUUCUUCCAAAAAUCCUAGCCCCUUCAUCCCUUUCUGAGCUGUGAAUGAGAUGACAGGGAAGGAAGGCGAAGGAGGCCGGGGCUGCAAGGAGCAGCUUGCAUUUUAGGAAAAGCCUGGCUUGUGACACAUAGCUGUUAGCAGAUGGAGUUGUCUCAAAUCUACCUCAGAGGCCAUCUGUUGCUGCAGACCACUUUCCCCUCUUGCUCCUGCCACCUCCACGUGCUGGCAAGAGGUUUUGUGGAAAGCCAGAUCCCACCAGCUUCAUCCCUCUCUGAGUCUGCUGGGGAGCAGCAUCUGCUUGGGAUUUCUUGGAUCAGUGCCAUCUCACUGGGCUUCUUUUUGGGGUGCCACGCCAGGCUAGGUUUGGCAGGUGAGCAGUGGUGGCACCUCUGUCCCCACACUGUCCUCUGGGGCAGUUCCUGAGCUGGGCUUUGCUGUUGGUGCCCCUCUUGUGCAGUGAAGUCAGCCGUAGCUUUAGUUCUGCUUCGCCAUGGCAGGAACAGGGGACUCGUGGUGUGUCCCUUGGCUGGGUGAGGAGAGGGACACAGAGCUGGGCUGCUGUCCAUGUGCAGUCCAGGACUGAUCCUUGGUGUGCCCCUGGCUCAGCCCUUGGGGGCAGCUGAACUCUGGCUCUCUCUGAGUGCAAUUCCAGCUUGAGGCUGGUGCUGUUGUUCUUUGCACCAGUUGCAUUUUGAGGAAUGGGUGACAGUUGAUUUUCUGCCCUUCUUUGAGCUGAGUUGGGUUUUUCCCCCGUUUGUCUGGGUGUCUUUUGUCCUUUCCUCCCUCUCUCCUUGUUGAGGAGGCACUGGAGGGAGAAAACAUGCAGGGACAUGAGGACAGUUGGUCAAAUUCCACUUGUUCCUCAAUCCCCAAACAACAUUUGAGUGUCAAAUGAGAGAUACUGGCAAGAGAGGGCUUUCCCUGUUUUCAGAGGCUCUGGGGAAGGAGGCUGGAGCAGGGUCCCUGGUGGUACCUUGCCAUUGCUCCUCGUAGCCUGUGCUGGGGGAUAAGACACUUUUUGGCUCAGAGGCAGCGACAGGACCCGCGGUGCAGCGUGAUCAGGGGGAAAAGAGCUUUAUGUUGGGGAGGUCAUGGAAAAGGCUUAGUGUGAGAGGUUUUUCCUUUCUCCUGCCUCUUCCCAUCCCCUUCCAUCCACUGCCAGUGCCCUCCAGGAGUGACUGCUGGCUGGCACCUCCCCAGAGCCUCGGCCAGGCCUUUCUGCAGCACCAGUGCCUCGCAGCAGCCGAGCUGCUGACUCUGUUAGCAGGUGACACAUAGAGCCCCCCAAAAACACAGCUGCUGAAUGAUUCCUCCUCCUGCCUGCUUGGCUUCUGGCAGCUUUUCCACUUGCACAAUCCUAUCUCUAUACAGUAGCUGGUGAUGCUUUGUAUCGCAAGUGCCUUAUGUUGUAGCCUCUCUGUGCACUAUAGCAGUAGCUGAACACCCUCCUUUGUUACUACAUAUGUACAACAUGUGCUACAUUUAUGUGUUUUCUGUUUUCUUUUUGAUAGAACUAUCAGGAAAAGGGACAUUUGUUUUUGAAGCAUUUCUCUGAU